AUGGCAGAACAGGUGCAUUAUGAAGAGGGUGUAGUAUACUACAAAGUGAAAUCCAUGGAAUCCAAUUUCAGAGCGACUGCGAAACUUCACGACAGGCGGGUAUCGAUGUACCACGUCCCGCCGGAAUAUGCCGUUCUACCUGAUGGAACGGCAUUUCUGCAGCACUCCACCCCGGAGGUUCAAGUGUAUUACUCCAUUCCAACAAUUGAGGUCCUUUACGCGUUGGUGGGGGAUGGCGUGCAUGAUAUGCAGCCUGAUGCCACCAACAAGUUAGGCCAGCUGUACACCAUACAAGGAGUGCUCACCAUCAGAACCGGCGACGACGUACCACUACUGUAUGCGGUCAUAAGAAGGAAGAAUCGAAGGACACACGAGACAUUAUUCGAAAUGCUACGGGACGCUAUCACUGCGCUGGAGGAACGACAAGGCUUCGGAUCAUUGUGGAUUUUAAAGGAGCAGCUAUUAAUGCGUCGAAAGGCUGAAGAGAACCACCCAAAGGAAAGCAUCUAA
This is a messenger RNA of Ostertagia ostertagi, 510 nucleotides long. The record is from the annotation of a GenBank genome assembly. NCBI's taxonomy places the organism in Eukaryota, Metazoa, Nematoda, Chromadorea, Rhabditida, Trichostrongylidae.